Messenger RNA from Puccinia triticina, 708 nucleotides. RefSeq lists its product as uncharacterized. The coding region runs from base 1 to 708 and encodes 235 amino acids. Gene Ontology annotation, molecular function: chromatin binding. NCBI's taxonomy places the organism in Eukaryota, Fungi, Basidiomycota, Pucciniomycetes, Pucciniales, Pucciniaceae. The transcript is spliced from 3 exons. The record is from RefSeq and is a predicted model, not a curated record.
AUGGAUUACAACGACAUCGGACACAUUGACGACGAUGAGCAUUUCCCCCAGCCGGUCAAAUCAAAACUUUUGCAAGCCAACAAGGCAUUGGUCCCGGGGGAAUUGGCGAGGUACCUUCCCGGCUGGCAGCUGAUACAGCUGAGUGCUAUACGAUGGACCUCUCAUCGGGUACUCAAGCAGGGUGUAUUUGUUUUGGUGAGACCAGCGGACAGAAGCAAGGGACACAAGGUGGGGUGUAUAGCUCACGUGUGGCAGGCGAAAAAAAGGUCUCGAGUGUCCUUUUGGGUGUGCUACACCGAGUAUGAACGAGGCAACAUUGAUCCAUACUAUCAAUUGCGGUGCAUUAGGAGGAGCGGAUCAAACCGAUUUGCUCGUAUCAGGGAAAUCUUCAAGGAUUUGGUUUUGACCCUCAACGUGCAGCACAACUGUGUUGCCGGAGGUUGUGAGGUGUCAGCAACAGGGCGGGUUUGUGUUGAGCGGGAGGAAUCCGAGGAAAACAAUGCCACUGUGGCGCAUAAGGAUGCUGAUUGUUUUGUGGUCAACUCUGGCGAAUUGCCCAGGAAUAAGGAGCUCGUCGAAUGGGCGGAUGUCCCAAGGGGAGAAGAGCACAUCCAACACCUCAUUCCGAUGUUAGAGGGAGGGCUGGCUGCCUGGCUUGGGGCAGGUGGGAGUGUUUCCAACGACGAAGAGGCCGCGGAAGAUGAUUGA